Saccharomycopsis crataegensis is the source of this 1164-nucleotide messenger RNA. RefSeq lists its product as uncharacterized. The record is from RefSeq and is a predicted model, not a curated record. The coding region runs from base 1 to 1164 and encodes 387 amino acids. The transcript has a single exon. Lineage: Eukaryota; Fungi; Ascomycota; Saccharomycetes; Ascoideales; Saccharomycopsidaceae.
AUGAUCAGAUAUACCGGGUUAUUAGCUUCUCUUAGGGGGUCUUUCUCGCUGUGCAGGCCGUUGGCAGGACUUUCACUCCGAUCAGUAGCACGCCCGUUGCUGAUAAAACCAACAUCAAUCCUUCUCAAUAGACCCUUCAGUCAGCUGGGGUACAAUCAAAGUGUUUCAAUUAGUUGCAAAUGUCAAAUUCGUAAUCUCUCCUUCAAUUCUUCUGUCAGAUCAAAGAUUCCGAAGUUGAAUAAUCGAAAUAAACCGUUGGUCAGAAUUGCUCGGAAUUUCAGUACAAAUAAUGGCGUCAACAACUUCAUUAUUAAUUUCCUUGUAAAAUCCUACUUGAUCUCGCGCACUAUAUGGUCGCUAGUUCCGGAUUUUUUGAAGUUGAUUGUUGGGUUCAUUAUUGCUUCAUAUUUUUUGGUAUUUGUGGCAUUACCGAUACUUUUUGUGGGGCUUCCUAUUCUUUUACUCGGGAUCUUCUUAUAUUCAAAGGCCAAGGCUGUGGCCGGUGCUAGGGUCUCCAAAUUGUAUGUUGAUUAUCUAAAGACUUCCAGCUUGAAACUUGGUGGCCAUGAAGUUUUGAGCUUCAGCAACUACAACAACCCUGUGAAAAUUCAUAAAUUGCACUCCAUCAUCAGCAGAAGAGUGGCACUUGCAUUCGAGUAUAACGAAAAUAAUAUCGAGAAAAAUUUCAAGGUGUCUCAAGGAAAUGGGAAAUUUAUUGAUAAUAGACCGUUUGAAUCGAAAGUCAGACUUUCUAACGUAUUUACUAUUAAGUUGGAAUCAUUGAAUCUGGGGUCGAUAAGCGCCGAUACAGCAGUUAAUAAUGAAAUCCCUUAUGAUUCCUUAAUGAUCUACGAAUUUUUCCUUCUCGAAAGUGAUUACAGUAGUCCAAAUGACUUCAGAAAGAAGACUGCCCAAGUUAAUGUGAUUAUUGGUAAUCCAAAGAGCUCAAUUAGUGACCAACUUGAUGAUAGAGUUUUCGAAGAACUUUUCCAGACAAGGUUUGAUAAUAAUGAUGAAAAAAUUUCUCAGCCAUUCAUUAUUGAGCUUGUUCCAACAGGUUUAAAUUUUAACCGGUUUAUUAUCAGCAGUCCAAGUGAUUUCGAUACUGGUUCCAGUGACACAAUUAUAACAAUAAACAAGCACAAAACCAAGACUUAUGAUUAA